Messenger RNA from Lactuca saligna, 1050 nucleotides. The record is from the annotation of a GenBank genome assembly. NCBI's taxonomy places the organism in Eukaryota, Viridiplantae, Streptophyta, Magnoliopsida, Asterales, Asteraceae.
CUUCAUCAAAUCAAGACUUUUCAUAAAUUUAGUCCCAAUCUCUUCCCAACCCACCUAACUCUCCCAGUUAAUUGCUAUAUAAACUAAGGUCAUACGUACGUUGUAAGAUUAAGAGGCUAAGUGUUAAUUAAACCCAACAAUGGAUCAAUACAAAGGUUCAGAUGUAGACAAGUACAGAUCUUUCAUGAGUGGAGAAGGUGAGAAGAACACCAAAUGGAAGUUGGGUGUACCCCCUAACUAUGAUGCAAUCAACGAACUCUUUGAAGAAGGCAGAACCAAGAUAUGGGCGGCAGGUUCGCUGGGAGAGCAAGUUCAGAAUCUUGUGAAAACAUGGGAAAUGGAGUUGGUCCACAAACCGAAUUCCCAAGAUCAUAAGUCUGUUGAUGUCACAAAGCUAACAAUUUCUGUUAAUGGUAGGAAGCCCUUGAAAAUGGAAGAUGUAGGUAAGAUAGGUGGGGGGUACAAUAUGUUUCUUCAAACUUCGUUGCCAGAAGAUCUACGACUGUAUAAUCCCUCUGAUGAAACUGGGGAUACGUCUCAUGAUAUCUUCACAACCACAUUUACUCGUGGUUUUGCGUUGGAGGUUCUUGAGGUUUACUCAGGUCCUCCGGUGAUUGCAUAUAAGUUCAGGCAUUGGGGUUACAUGGAAGGUCCAUUCAAAGGUCAACCGCCUACGGGGGAAAUUGUUGAAAUGAUUGGUGUCUCUACAUUCGAGUUGGAUGAACAAUUCAAGAUCGUGAAGAUCCAGUUUUUCUACGAUAGAGGAGAGUUUCUUGCGGGUUUUAUCAAGGGUGGGAGUACUGUGACCACCACCCAAGACUCUUCAAGAUGCCCUUUUUCUUAAUAAAUGCAUCAUCAUGCAUGGUUUCAUCUGCUACCACCAUUAAUGAAUAUGAUUUUAUAACAGUUAGGGUUGCAACUUGGAAUAAAAAAAAUUGUGUUUUCUAGUUUUCGGUUAAUUAUCUUUUAUUUUCAGUAUGUUGGGAACCUUCAAAUGUUCGUGGUUGUAAACGAUAAUAAAAUUUCCCUCUUCAAGUAAUUAGUACUUAU